AUGGUCGACACUCAAAAAUUUAUAUACUCAAAAGAUGAAGUCUCAAAUUCAAAUCUACUUGAAGAUAUUCAUAGAGGAAUUCGCUUGAAACCUACCCAGCAUCUCAUGAAUGACAAAAGUGGUCCAUUAUUAAAAAAUGAUGGUCCCAAGACAACUGGAAUUCAGAAUUUACCAAGAAAGAACUGUUCAACAUCUUUUACAAGAAGUGGAUUUAAUGACUUUCAUAAUCCUGAAACAGGAAAAAAUAGCGUUUUUAACAAAGGUUCUAGACAGGUCGUAACAUCCAGCAAAAGAGUUCAUGAAAACAUAUCACAUGCCUUAACGAACCCAAACAAACAAAAUCAGAUAAAACCGCCAAUUUUAGCUCCCAAACCCAAAAUGGUUCUUGAUUCAAAUUUUGAAAAUUCAGAGUUUAAAAUGGAUAUUUCAGGGCCAGCUAAUGUUAUAAUCAGAAAAUGUUCAGUUGAUUUGCCAUCUUCAAUACCUGAAAAUUUUAGUAAAAUAAAAUUAAAUACAAGUGCUCAUUUGCCAAAAUCAAAUUCUACAUCUGCUUUCGUUGACAAAAAUUGUCAGUCACGUGAUAAUGAUUCAAAUUCCAUUUUCAAAAGGAAUCGUUCCAUUGUUUCUUCACUACUUGAAAAUAAUUUAAUGUUACCAAAUUUAUUUAACGACAGUAAAGACAUCAAGCAGUCUGUUUGCAUAGAACGAAGAAAUUCAGAAUCAGCCCCAGUUAUACCCAAAAAACAGUUCAACGUUUCAAGCAGUAAUUUAGAGGUUGUGAAAUCAGGUUUUCAGAAUCAGGAAACGAAUGAUUAUCAUAGGAAACAAAUUAAAAGAAUCAUUUCUUCUUCACCAGGUUGCAGCGACAAGACGAUUAACAUGUCAGAUAGAUGCAAUAGCGUUUUUAAUUUGGAAUCUUCGUGUAAUUCAUUAAAAUCGAAAAAAUCACCUGUUAAUUGUUCCCACAAAUCAGGCGAUAACUCACUUUAUAAUAUAUCUCAAGAAACAAACUUUAAAGAUUAUUCUCAUGGUAAAAAUUAA
Messenger RNA from Helobdella robusta, 1041 nucleotides. RefSeq lists its product as hypothetical. NCBI's taxonomy places the organism in Eukaryota, Metazoa, Annelida, Clitellata, Rhynchobdellida, Glossiphoniidae. The record is from RefSeq and is a predicted model, not a curated record. The coding region runs from base 1 to 1041 and encodes 346 amino acids. The transcript has 3 exons. Gene Ontology annotation, molecular function: actin binding.